GUAUAUUUUUAGCAAAUUAAAAAUUCAUUAGGACCAUCAGCAGACGGCUGUUGUGAAAUAUUAGCUUUUAGACUUUGUACCUGUUUCUCCUUACAGGGGAUAUGAAAGGUGAGGUUUAUCCAUUUGGCAUAGUUGGGAUGGCCAACAAAGGGGAUUGCCUACAGAAAGGGGAGAGCGUCAAGUUCCAGUUGUGUGUCCUGGGCCAAAAUGCACAGACUAUGGCCUACAACAUCACACCCCUGCGUAGGGCCACAGUGGAGUGUGUGAAAGAUCAGUUUGGCUUCAUUAACUAUGAAGUAGUAGAUCGCAAGAAGCUCUUUUUCCAUGUGAAAGAAGUUCAGGAUGGCAUUGAGCUACAGGCAGGAGAUGAGGUGGAAUUCUCAGUGAUUUUUAAUCAGCGCACUGGCAAGUGCAGUGCUUGUAAUGUUUGGCGAGUCUGCGAGGGCCCUAAGGCUGUUGCAGCUCCACGACCUGAUAGGUUGGUCAAUCGCUUGAAGAACAUCACCCUGGAUGAAGCCAGUGCUCCUUUGCCUAAUGGUUCUUCGUCAGCCAAGGGGACUAGAUGA
Molecule: messenger RNA, 566 nt
Organism: Physeter macrocephalus (sperm whale)
Lineage: Eukaryota; Metazoa; Chordata; Mammalia; Artiodactyla; Physeteridae
Product: cold shock domain-containing protein E1-like
Exons: 2
Coding region: 102-566 (154 amino acids)
Molecular function (GO): nucleic acid binding
Source: RefSeq, a predicted model, not a curated record